AUGAAUUCUGAGAAGGUUGAUAUUGUGCACGCACAAGGUAAAGCUUCUAGGUCAUAUGAUUCUAAUAUGGAUGAAGAGGUAAAGUAUCUAGAUAGAGAGUUGCCAAAGGAUCUGAGAGUGGUGUCCAUGAUUAAUACUGUUGAUGAUGUUGCAGUGACUGUGCCUAGUGAAAAGAGACUUGGGGUUGAGACAUUAGCAGUAAUUAUCCUAAACUUUAACAGCGAUGGCAUUAAUGAGUAUGAUGAAAUAGAGGCAGUAAAGAAAGAUAUCAUCAAGUAUCGAGAUAUUGGAGUGGUUUACCCCAUUGCGGACAUCAAAUAUGAGGAGUAUAAUUUGGUGCUUAGUUGGGAGAAGUGCAUUUUUAUGGUGAAGGAGUAUAUUAUUCUUUGUCACAAAAUGUCAAAGCAGGGGAUUGAGGUGUACAGAGCAAAUAAAGAGGCGAUGGAAGAUGUACCACCUCCGGUUUUAGUCAAAGGUAUUCGAAGCUUUUUAGGUCAUGCUGGGUUUUUUAAGAGGUUCAUCAAGGACAUCUCUAAAAUUGCUAAUCCUCUAUGCAAGCUUUUAGAGAGGGAAGUGAAAUUUGUAUUUGAUGAUGCAUGUCUCAAGGACUUGUGUUCUUUAACACACGAUUGA
Molecule: messenger RNA, 633 nt
Organism: Capsicum annuum
Lineage: Eukaryota; Viridiplantae; Streptophyta; Magnoliopsida; Solanales; Solanaceae
Exons: 4
Coding region: 1-633 (210 amino acids)
Source: RefSeq, a predicted model, not a curated record